AUGGCGGCAUCAAAGGCGAGCACCGGCCGGCUCUACUUUUCCAUCGCGUAUGAUUUGGCGCUUCUGCGCGAAGUAAACGCGCACAACCCAUUUCAAGAUCCCUCGCGGUCGGAAGGCAUCGUGAAGAACAUGAACUUUGCUCUGGGAAAAGUGUUUAGUGUGCGCGCCUUGCGCGAAAGGCUGGGCCUUCUGUUGGCACAGUUCGUCGCAAACGACCACGCCAGCCUCAGAAAGUCGGGUACCGAAGAGGAGUACGAGGAAAAAGAAAGGCUGCUACAAGAGAUAUGCAGCCUCGCAAAAGACUUCGGCUACAAGAUCAAAACCCCCAAAGCGCAGUCCUCUGCGGGUCAGAUGGUCAGUGCGGCUGUGACCCGCGACACUGCCGCUGCUACGUUGGUGCCAGCGUCACAAGUCGCCUUCGAGCCACUGAGUGCAGAUGAAAGUUGUGACGACGCAUCUCAAAGUGCUGCAGACCUACUGGAGAAAAUUGUACAGGGCACCGACAUAGCCGCAACACCUGGCCCCUCGGACGAAACCACGAUCACUGCUAAUAACCAGCGGCAAGAGGCAUCAACGAAUGCGGACGACAGGCCCGAUACUGAAGGAGCUGCCCAACUUGUGCCUAGAAGACGCAGGGCUCAAGCAGCGACGGCUAGUGCGGACUACCAUCGAGAAGAGGUGGACACACGAGAGGGCCCUGAAAGAGAAGGAGCACGCGCUUGA
This is a messenger RNA of Rhipicephalus sanguineus (brown dog tick), 723 nucleotides long. RefSeq lists its product as uncharacterized. Bases 1 to 723 code for a protein of 240 amino acids. The record is from RefSeq and is a predicted model, not a curated record. Lineage: Eukaryota; Metazoa; Arthropoda; Arachnida; Ixodida; Ixodidae. The transcript has 4 exons.